Mucor velutinosus is the source of this 1866-nucleotide messenger RNA. It is a transcript of the gene img2, whose product is annotated as 54S ribosomal protein img2, mitochondrial. Bases 1 to 1866 code for a protein of 621 amino acids. Gene Ontology annotation, molecular function: aminopeptidase activity; epoxide hydrolase activity; metallopeptidase activity. The record is from RefSeq and is a predicted model, not a curated record. Gene Ontology annotation, cellular component: cytosol. Gene Ontology annotation, biological process: proteolysis. The transcript has 9 exons. NCBI's taxonomy places the organism in Eukaryota, Fungi, Mucoromycota, Mucoromycetes, Mucorales, Mucoraceae.
AUGGCAGCCACCAACUUUAGCAGCAAAGUCAUUGAUCCUAGCAGUCUUGCCAAUCUCUCAGAAGUGCUCACUCAACAUGUUCAUUUCGACUGGACCAUCUCCUUCAUUGAAAAGAAGAUCUAUGGUCACGUUCUUUUGGAUUUGAUCACCUUGGUACCUAACGUAUCCAAGGUUGUUUUGGAUACCAGUUACCUUGAUUUGAAGGACGUUUCAUUGAAUGGAAAAUCUCUCAAGUACACUGUUGCUGAACGCCAUUUGAGUCUUGGUUCUGCCUUGACCAUUGAGCUCCCCGAGACAUUGGCUCAAGUAGGCACCAAAUUCCAAAUCAAGAUUGAGUACUCUACUACUGACAAGUGUACCGCUGUUCAAUACUUGGAGCCAGAACAGACUGUUGGCAAGAAGCAUCCUUACUUGUUCUCUCAAUGCCAAGCUAUCCAUGCCAGAGCUUUUGCUCCUCUUCAAGACUCACCAUCUGUCAAAUUGACCUAUUCUGCCUCCGUUACAUCUCCUUUGCCUGUGGUCAUGUCUGCUCUUUUGUCAUCCACUGACGACAACAAUGACGGUACCAAGACCUACAACUUUAAGCAGAACACUACUAUUCCUUCCUACUUGAUUGCCAUUGCUGCUGGUAACUUGGCUGGUCGUGAAAUCGGUCCCCGUUCCACAGUUUGGUGCGAACCUGAAGUUGUUGAGCAAGCUGCUUGGGAAUUCGAUGAUACUGAAAGAUUCAUUGCUACUGGCGAAAGCCUUUUGACUCCUUAUGAAUGGGGACGCUAUGAUCUCUUGGUCUUGCCUCCUUCUUUCCCUUACGGUGGCAUGGAGAAUCCCUGCUUGACUUUUGUUACACCCACUCUCUUGGCUGGCGACAAGAGUGCUGUUGAUGUCGUUGCUCAUGAAAUUGCUCACAGCUGGAUGGGUAACUUGGUCACCACAUCGAACUGGGAACAUUUCUGGUUGAAUGAAGGCUGGACCGUGUUCAUCGAGCGUAAAAUUGCUGCUCGUCUCCACGGCGAGCCUGAAAGACAAUUCAGUUCCAUCAUUGGUUGGAAGGCAUUGAAGGAGAGCGUCGAGCUCUUUGGUGAGGAUUCCCCUGCUACCGUCUUGAAGCCUGAUUUGAGUAGUGGCAUUGACCCCGAUGACUAUUUCAGUUCUAUUCCUUAUGAAAAGGGUUUCAAUUUGCUUUAUCACAUUGAAAAGACUGUUGGUGGCCCUGCCAUCUUUGAACCUUACAUGAAGGCUCACGUUGAACGUUUUGCCUCCAAGUCUAUUACCACCGAUGAUUGGUUAGCUCACAUUCACGAAUACAUGGAAAAGAACCAUGGUCAAGAAGUGCUCGAUAAAUUGAAGUCUAUUGAUUUCAACCUCUGGAUCAACGGCGCUGGUAUGCCUCCUGUUGACCCCAACUUUGACACUAGCCUCGCUGAUGCUUGUUAUAAUCUUGCUGCUCGUUGGGAUGCUGCCCGCGACAAGGAAGAUCUUUCUGAAUUUUCUACCAAGGAUGUUGAAAGCUUCACCUCCACUCAAAAGAUCGUCUUCUUGGAGCGCUUGACUGAUUGCAAACCAUUACCCCACAACUUGCUUAGCAAGAUGGACGAACUCUAUGAAAUGAGCCCUAUCCGUAACGCUGAUAUCCGUUUCCGUUGGGAGCAACUCUGUGUCAUGGCUAGCUACGAAAAGAUCUACCCUAGUGUUGUCGAGUUCAUCACUGAGCAAGGUCGCAUGAAGUUUGUUCGCCCUCUUUACCGUUAUCUCUACACUGCCAAAAAUGGUGCUGAAUUAGCUCAACAAACCUUCUUGAAACACAAGCACUUUUACCAUCCUAUUGCUGCUCAACUCAUUGCAAAGGAUAUCAACUUGAAGCAAUAG